Aspergillus chevalieri is the source of this 2214-nucleotide messenger RNA. RefSeq lists its product as uncharacterized. Bases 1 to 2214 code for a protein of 737 amino acids. The transcript has a single exon. NCBI's taxonomy places the organism in Eukaryota, Fungi, Ascomycota, Eurotiomycetes, Eurotiales, Aspergillaceae. The record is from RefSeq and is a predicted model, not a curated record.
AUGACUCUCGCAAGUCUAGCAUCAAGCACCAGGGCAGCCCGAUGUCCCAGGAUGCUCUCCGCUACGAACACCCACCACGCCAUCCGCACCCCUACUACCGCACACCUCCAACAACACCGCACGAUAUGGCAAAGCCACCGACACUCUCGCGGAACCUACAACGGCAUCAACUGGGUCCGAACAGAGAGAAAGAUCCGUCGACGAGUCACAGACCCAAACCCAAAACCUCCUCAUUAUCAAAACCAGACACCGCUAGAGAAUUCAGAUCCGUGGCGGAGCUGGAGCCUGGGAUCGCGGUCCGGAUGGGCUGGAUUCGAUAAAAUCGGGACAAAAGACUUCUUUGAAGCGGAGAGACUACGAGCGCGGCAGCGGAUGGAGGAGGUGAAAGGAGAAAUUGAGAGGGAUCCGUAUGGGGUGUUGUUUGGGAGGUAUGGGUCUUAUUCGAGCGCGAUGGGGAUGGGGAUGGGGCUAUGGGGUAAGCGGGAGAAUACGUUUACGGACCUGUGUCGGUCGUUAUUUGGAUUUGAGAAAAGCGAUGGGGAUACAAAGAAUGUGAACGCGAAGGUGAAGGAUGCGGAUACCACGGCGCGUGUUAAGUCGGAGGGGAGCGAGUCGAAUGCGGGCGGUGCGCGGGCAAAAGAUGCGCCAACGGCAAAAGAUAAUGUGGCACCAGUGUUUGAGGCUUCGCAGCCGCAGGGCUUCGUGGAAACCAAAGGAAGUGGUCUCAAGUUUGACCCGAUUAGUGGCCGUAUGGUUCCGAAGCCUGCCGCAUCAGCUACGACGGGUGAAUCCGGCGCAUCAUCUAGGGGCGGCACAUUAAACGUUCCGGGCAGCGAGUCGAAUUUGGAAGAUGAUCGUCUUGGAUUUUCAUCUCCUACCAAGAGCUCUAGCGAGGCUACGGCCGUGACAUCCGAUCCAGACAUUGACGGCGUGCAGCACAAAGAACCAGAACAACGUGCAGGUGAAGUAGCACGACCUGAGGACCAUGGUGUUAAUUAUGACCACACACUUUGGCCAUCGCAUGAAGCGCCAUCCACCGCAAAGAGCACUGCCAUUGAUGAAGCGCCGACUGGAAUUACGUCUGCUGUGGCUGAUCCCAAGAAUGAAGACGUAUCCCUACAACACCCAGGCGCCGAAAAUUCCAGUCUGGCUGAUACCCAGCAGCCAAAGAGUCUCAAUCUUGAUGCGCAGCCGAAUGGAGGUCGAAAAAUGAAGGGCUUCUUCUACGUGGACAAAAAAGAGCCAGAGAAGCUCAAGAUUCAGGAUUCGCCACAGCAAUCAGAGCCUUUCCUCGUCCCCGAAAACGAAGAGCUGGAUCUGCUGCGUGCAAGCGAUAUCCGCGCCUCUUACCCCUCAAAAGAGUUGGAUAUCAAAUCCGAUGCCCAGAGUAAGAAGGUUGACGGCACUUUGGAGGAAAUUACUCCGGCAGAUGAGAAUUCGGUCACUGAAUUAAAGCCUGAGUCUCAAGAUGCUUUGGGCUCUGUUGAUGAGAGAAGCACAAAAGCAGCAAACUAUACCGAGACGCAGUCUUCAUUACAGGAAACAGAAGCCCCUCAGUCCACUCAACCGCAAGUACAAGAUGAACCUCAGGACCCCACAAAGAUCAUUGACCACAUUCCCGAAACACACUCUCCUAUUAAAUCUGCAUCUCCAGCGACGUACCGUGUGCUCGCGUACGAUCCAUUUACUAUGCAGGUUACUACGGCGGACACGGACAGUUCGCUCGCUCCUUCAGAUGAGAUCCUCCGUCCCAGCGAUGUCCUUCCCCGGUUGAGCAAUCCGGCGAAGUUCCUGCCUUACUUUGAGGAAAUGCGGAAGGAAGGAUUUGAGAUUGUGUCUGGUGGUGGUGAUAUUCUCGUAUUCAAGAAGUUCCCCGAUUCUGAAAAGAAACCAUCAGACAAGCCAUCUCUCGAAGCCAAGGAAUAUGAAGACAUAGACAUGAACCCAGUUGACAAAUAUCUCGUUGAAAAGAAUGCGUUAUUAUGGCCCCCCAAAUCAGAGACGGAAACCUCCAAAACAGAGACGGAAACUCCACGAAGGCAGCGCUCCGCAUUCAACAACGCUAUCCGCCGGAUGCUCUUCACUGGCACUGCAGCCGCGGGAACAUGCUAUGCCUUUGGUGUUGUCACGGAGUACUUCCGUACCGGUGGUUCUGAUGGACGUGGUGUUGAUGCGUUUACGGUGUUUGAGUCUGAGAGACGGCGUAGGGAUUAG